CAGAGCAGAGCGCGCGCGCUGGAGAGAGUGUGUGUGUGAGAGAGAGAGAGAGAGAGAGAGAGAGGUGUGACUGUGAGUUUCCCCACAGUUGCCUUCAUGGAGCUGAAGCGCAAUGCCGGAGUGAUGUAGAGGAGAAAUGACAUGGUGUCCUUGCGCCAGCUCCGACUUCCACAUUUGCGCUCAGCCAUCCAUCGCUCUUCUCCUCCAUCUCCUCCUUCUCUUUCUUCUUUUUCUCACUUGCUGUGGUGCCAAAGCCGCAAUCAGGACCUCCUUCAUGCCUGAACGAGGACAUCAGCUUCCAGAAAAGAGUUGCUUUGCAGACGGACAUCUCGUUUUUUUUUUCCACCCUCGCCUCAGUGCUUCCGCGCUUACUUCACAUGAUGGUUGAUCUCGGGGAAGCUUGCAUUUGAAGGACCCUGUGUUGGAGUCACUAUGGCAACGGGAGUAGCGGCAUGGCUCCCUUUUGCCCGGGCAGCCGCCAUUGGUUGGAUGCCAGUGGCCAACUGCCCCAUGCCCGCCGCACCCAGGGAUCACACUAAGAAACAGGACGAGCUGAUCGUCUUGAAUGUCAGUGGGCGCCGUUUCCAGACCUGGAGGACCACGCUGGACCGUUACCCUGACACCCUGCUCGGCAGCACUGAGAAAGAAUUCUUCUUUAAUGAGGAGACAAAGGAGUAUUUCUUCGACCGUGAUCCGGAUGCCUUCCGCAGUGUGCUCAACUUUUAUCGUACAGGUAAGCUCCACUAUCCUCGACAUGAGUGCAUCUCGGCAUACGAUGAGGAGCUCGCCUUCUUCGGGAUCAUCCCAGAGAUCAUUGGUGACUGUUGUUAUGAAGAGUACAAGGACCGCAAACGGGAGAACGCUGAGCGCCUCAUGGACGACCAGGAGGAAAACAAAGAAGGCAAGUUGCCUAACAUGAACUUUCGUGAAACUAUGUGGAGAGCCUUUGAGAACCCGCAUACCAGCACCAUGGCCCUGGUGUUCUACUACGUCACUGGCUUCUUCAUCGCUGUUUCUGUUAUCACCAAUGUAGUAGAAACUGUCCCUUGUGGUUCCACGCCAAGCCAGAAGGAUGUACCAUGCGGUGAACGCUACACCGUGGCCUUCUUCUGCAUGGACACGGCAUGCGUGAUGAUCUUCACAGUGGAGUACCUGCUACGCCUUUUUGCUGCGCCUAGCCGCUACCGCUUCAUGCGCUCGGUCAUGAGUAUCAUCGAUGUGGUGGCCAUCUUGCCCUACUACAUCGGCCUGGUCAUGACUGACAACGAGGAUGUGAGUGGCGCCUUUGUCACAUUGCGUGUCUUCCGCGUUUUCCGGAUCUUCAAGUUCUCGCGCCAUUCCCAAGGCCUUCGCAUCCUGGGAUACACACUUAAGAGCUGCGCCUCUGAGCUCGGGUUCCUCCUGUUCUCCCUCACCAUGGCCAUCAUCAUCUUUGCCACGGUUAUGUUCUACGCUGAGAAGGGAUCAAGCUCGAGCAAGUUCACUAGCAUUCCUGCAUCCUUCUGGUACACCAUCGUCACAAUGACCACGCUCGGCUAUGGAGACAUGGUGCCUAAGACGAUCGCCGGGAAGAUUUUCGGCUCCAUCUGCUCCCUGAGUGGGGUUCUGGUAAUAGCCUUGCCUGUGCCUGUCAUCGUGUCCAACUUUAGCCGAAUCUAUCACCAGAACCAGAGAGCAGACAAGCGGCGUGCUCAGAAGGUACAGAAAACCCGUCUGGCCCGGAUAAGAAUAGCCAAGAAGGGCAGCUCCAACGCUUACCUGCAGAGCAAACGCAACGGCCGCCUGAACGAGCUGCUGGAUCUCACUGGCUCAGAAGAAGAGGAGCAGCACAUGAAUAAGAUCCCAUCGUUAUUGGAGAGCCAACACCACCACCUACUGCACUGCCUGGAGAAAACCACCGCUCAUGAGUUUGUGGACGAGCAGUUGUAUGAGCAGAAUUGUGUUGAAGGAGCGCCACCACUGCAGAACUUUCCUUCUCGCAGCCCCUCCAUCUCAAGCAACGAGGGCUUCACAGGAACCUGCUGCACCCGUCGCUCACGCAAAAGACUCGCGCUGCCCAACGCCAGCCUGUCCACCACACACACGCACACACACACGCAGGACCUGCAAGAGCUCAGCGCCAUCCACAUCCAGUGUGGUGAUCAGCUGAGCCUCGGCCCGAGCUGUCGCUCCAGUCUCAACCUAAAGCCCAAUGAGCGAGCGCAGAUAAACUGCAGAGGGCAGCAGAUCACCACCGCCAUCAUCAGCCUUCCAUCGCCGAGCUCUUUCAGCCCAGACUCCAACACCACCCCCACCAUCAACACCACCUCCAGCUCCAGCAUCGUGAAGGUCUCAGCCUUGUGAACGAACAGGAGGAACUGCAGGAGAGCAGAGCGAGCAGAGGCGUGAGCCUCGAGCUGAACACGUCUAGUGGACACACUGUGGAAUUCAUUUUAUUUAAAAAAUGUAAAGGAAAUGGUCGAGGACCGUAGUUAGAAGACACUGUGUACUGUCGGAAGAUGACGUCCAGAUUUCUGGAUUGGUUUCCAGAUUUUGGUGUAUUUCUGACCUGCUAGAAUUUGGAAAGCAGGACUGAGAUGAUCAAGAAGGAGGUUAUGAGAUGGUUUGAAGAUGCAAAGGCAGUUAGUGUAAAACACGUCUCUUGUCAGUUUGAUUGUGCGUCAUCCACCACGGUAGGAGCAAAGUACAUACAGAAAUCAAAGUGGUUUCCAUAUCGUGUGAUAUUCCCAGGUUCUAGACGAAUCUGUGUAGUCAGAACAUAUGGUUGUGUAAAAUGGGCAAGAUCACACUGUUUUGUUUAGUUUUUUUUUUCCACACAGCCAAAUGAAAAGAGAAGCCAGACAUUUUCAACUAUUUUAGAAAAAAAGGUGUUUCAAUUCUCUUCAAUUAGAAAAUAUGGUUUAGACUUUUUGCUGGUCUGUCUUUACGUCUUGCUUUCGUUAUAUUUUCUUCUCACUAAACUUUAUCUCUCUACUUUUAUCUCUCUCUCUCUAGCUUUUAUCUCUUAUUCUUCUCAUAAUUCCUGUUCAACAUCAUCAAUUAGUCAUCACUCAGUAGACUUUGCUCUAAAGUAAGGCGAUCAGUGGUUACAAAUCUUGCAGUAUUCCAUAUUCAUGCCAGUAAUAAAGUAAAGUAAAUGGCCGGUUAGAAGCUCAGAGAUCGUCAUUGCCCUGUCGAAUGUGAAUGUCUUUGUCUGUGCAUCGUGACUGUUUAGGUGACUAGUGAUUUGACCGCUUAAGACUAUGGGAGAACCAAAAGGCCUCAAUUCUCAACCUGACAUUUUACUCGAAGGCCACUCAAGCCCUUAAACAGGCACAACAGUAACAUUUUUGAUAAAAAAUUCCUUAACAAAGAUUUGUUAGUUUAUUUGGACUUUAAGAAAACUUACACCUGAUGUUUAUUUUGGAUUCUGUAACACUUUACUUGAACCCUCUGUCAUAAGACUGACAUAAACCUGCCAUAAACGUAUCACAGAGAUAACUAUCAUAACAGUUUAUUUUCAGUAAUAUAACAAAACAUCACAGCCCAUGUUAUGUGUUCAUUUUGGUUGAUCUCUAGUUAAUCACCUGAACGCUGUCAUAAGACUGACAUAAUCCUGUCAUAAACACAUCAUGGAUGAUAAAAACUGUCAUAAAGACUUAUUUUCAAUGAUAUAACAAUAUAUGACAGCCCAUGUUAUGCAUUGUCCAGUUAAAAUUGCUUUACCUGACUCAUGUAUCAUAAGACUGACAUAACCCUGUCAUAAACAUAUUAUAAGAGAUAAUAAGGGUCAUAAUGGUUUAUUUUCAGUGAUGUAACAAUAUAUGACAGCCUAUGUUCCACAUUCAUUUUGCUUGAUCUCUAGUUAAAAUUGCUUUACCUGAAUAAUGUGUCAUUAGAAUGACAUAAUCUUGCCAUAGACAUAUCAGAGUGACAAUACCUGUCAUAACAGCUUAUUUCCAGUGAUAUAACAAUAUAUGACAGUCCAUCUUAAGCAUUAAUUUUGGCUCCUCUAUGAUUAAAGUUGUUUUACCUGAACCAUGUAUAUUAACAUUGACAUAGUCCAUUCCUAAACAUAAAAGAUAACUCAUUACAGUGAUAGAAUAUGACAGCCCAUGUUACACAUUAAUUUUAGUUGCCGAUGUUACACCCAUGUUACACUGUAAUUUUGGUUAUAUUCUAUGUUCUAUAACACUGGGAAAAGUGUUAUCAUGUUAUGACAUUUUCAUCAUUUUUUUUUUAAUCAUUUAGAUUCACAAAACAGAAACAGUGCAAAGAAAAAAAAACUACACAUUGUGUUUAUUUAGAACUUGCUAACACUUCACCUGAACCCUGUGACAUAGGACUGACAUAAUCCUGUCAUAAACAUAUCAUGAGAGAUAAUAACUGUCAUAACAGUUUAUUGUUAAACAUAUGAAGGCCAUGUUUAUUUUGGUUAAUUGUGCUCUAGUCAGGACAGAUUUUGUGACAACUUGCUUAAAAGAACUGGGGAAAAGGUGUUAUAAUCAUGUUAUGACAUUUGUCAUCAUUUGGAUUCAAGUAACAGACUUGCAAAAAAAAGAGAAAAAAAACGUGUGUUUAUUUGGAAUUCACUAACACUUAUUUGAAUUUGCAUCACAAGACUGACAUAAUCCUGUCUUAAACACAUGAUAUCAGCUAUUGUGUAUUGCCAUGAGUUGUUGUGGCAGUUUAUUUUCAUUGAUAUAAAAACACAUGUUCAUGCAUAGGUAGGCAAUGUGUUACUGAAGGGUGUCUACACUGGGCCUUCAUAGCACAUUCACAAGCAUUGCAUAGAUCGUUUAAAAAGCAAUGCUAAUAACAGCAUUAAAUAGUACUUAGUAACAAUCCCAGGAGAUUCUAGAAAUUUAAGUCAGUUAAAAAACAGCAUGAACAUCAUUUAUACUUUUCAGUUUUUUUUAUUUAUGGGGAUGUAAAGGCACUAUUUUAAAUAUUAAUAUAAGUUGAUGUGUGAAUUUUACAAAACUGUUAUGAGAAAUGCAGAAUUAUUUAUUACAUGCUCACCGUCUCCUGCGCCACAGACGGCCAUGACACUUUCUGGCCAGACUGAUUAAAUGAUCACAGAAUCAGGUCAUGUGACACACCUGUUUGCUGAACUAAAAUAAUUCAGUAAAAACUCAGCUGAAAAGAAAACAUGCCUGUUUAAGGGCUAGACAUUGCCUUCACACUGACGAAUGAACAUUUUGAAAAGUACAUAACAUUACCAUGCAUUAAAUGCAUUAAAUUAGUGACCUAAUAUUGUUUAAUGUUCAAAAUGUGUGUUGAUAUUUUGUUGCAUGCGACAGCAUGCUUUGGUGUCAUAGCCAGUUUCAGAAAUGAUUUCAGUUUCCUACUUUUGUGUGAGUCUGGUAACUUAUGUUUUGUUUUGUUUUGGCUUUUUUGGGGUUUUUUUUAAUAAUUUUAAGAUUAAGUGCUAUUUUCAAAGCAAAAUGUUGCUUUUUUUUCCAAGUGAUUAAGGUACAGGCACAACGGGAACACAAACUUUACUCAAAAUUAUGUAUUUUGUGGAAAUGUUCUCCCAUUAGAGUCCACCUCUCUCGUUUUUAGGUUGUUUUGGUUUUUUUUAUUUUUUUUGGUUUUUAUUUGGAGCCUGAUUUUCGAUGUCUAUUGUGCAUUAUUCUGUAAGAUGUUGUUUAAUUUAUGACUUUGUCCUUGUGAAAGAAGCGUCUGAUAAAAAAAAAAAAAAAACUUAAAUUGCUGAUGAAGUAAAAGGUCUCCAGUUUUUUUCAAAUUAGUUAGAAUGAUUAGAGUUAUUAUUACUUACUGUCCCGUUAAAUCUGCAGAGGUACAGCGGAGUGCAAAAGUUUGCAUCCCUUUUAUAGGAGACAGCAUUAUAGCUCAUCAGAGAAGGAUAAAUAGGCAUGUUGAAAUGUUACUAUUGAAAAUCCAUAUCCAUAAUCCAUAAAGCUACAUUUUAAAAUAAAGGUACAGUUUACUUUUUCCAUUCAAGAACCACAUGGGAUGCAAACUGUACACAUCAACUGUAUAGUUUUACAGCAGGCACUGUGACAUAAAUGGUAUGUAUCUAUUCAAGAGAUUCUGAUGAAACUGGCACACAUGAGCAGAAAACCACUGAACCACUGAACAACCACAGGAAAGAAAUUUCAUAUAUGAAAUGUUAUAUUCAUGUAUAUAUAUAUAUAUACACACACAUACAUAUAUAUACAUACAUACAUACAUACAUACAAAAUAUAGGUACAUUCAACAUCAACAAUGGCAAAAAAAAAAAAGAAAAAAAUAACCUUGUCUGCCUGGUAAAAUUAUUUUAUUUGUUUUUGUUUUUUAAUGUAGUAUGUGCAAAGGUUUGUCAAAUGUUGUGUAACCAUUAUAUAAAGACGGUUUCAUAAAUAAUUAAGUGAAAUUGUAAUACAUACAAAACAUUUGACUACAAAGACCACUAAAAGGUAAAAACUAAAUCACAUUAAUUUUUGGCAUGAUUUUGCAUAUCUUGGAGAACAAGACACAGUUUCUCUGCAGACUUUGUUGAAUAUUUUUUCUAAAAUUAAUUUUUGGAACUGGAAAAGACAUCAAAUAAACAUUUAAGACAAAAUUCUUGGGAAAAAAAAAUUAUAAUAAUAAUAAGGUGUUGAAUGCUGUAUAGAAUAAAGUAUAAUGUAUAAAGUGUAUAAAAGCUUCAUAUACAGUGGGGUCCAAAAGUCUAAGACCACACUGAAAAUCUGAAAUUUUCUUUAUUUAAAACUGGAAAUAAAAAUGCUCAAUAUCUUGAAUAUAUAAUAUUUAACAUUCUGCACUAUUUAUAGGUCUCUAUUUAAAUGUAAGCAAAUUUGUAAUCUUAAAAAACAGGACAUAGCAAAUACUAAGAAUACUAAGAUUCUACUUUACACUCAAGUUGUUGUCAGUCAUAUAAUUUGUAAUUAAAAUCGCUGUAUUCAAUUAGAAAAGAAUGCAAAAUAGAAGCAUUUUCACUAGUGCUGUCAGACUUUUAGACCUUGCUGUAUACUUUUGAUCCAGUUACUCUUCACUGGAAAAGCUUUAAUGCUGGCGUCUGAAAGGGGAAUGAAAAAAUGAAAUGUGAAUGUGACAUUUUUUUAUGUGACAUAAAAAAAAAUGACGAGAACUUCACACACCUCUAAAAGAGUAAACAUCCAGCAACUCUUUCCUGUUUAUCCAAACCCAAAUCCAAAUUUGUAUUUAUUUUUCCACUGCCAUGGCUAUAGGUAAAAGUUAACGGUUGUAUUAUCUUCCUACAAACAUUUACAUAGCUGGUAAUUUACACAUUUCAUACCAGAUGAGAUGUCCAUUAACCUUUAAUCUUUUUAUAGAGUUGCAGCUGCAGUUUAACCACCAGGUGGAGCCAUGAUGGCAGAAUUGCUUUACAAAAUAAUAAUAAUAAUAAUAAUAAUAAUAAUAAUAAUAAUAAUAAUAAUAAUAAUAAUAAUAUAAAAAUCAGUGAACAGAGCACAAGACUAGCAGUAAAUUUGUCCAGAAAAAGAUGCACUUUGCAUAAACUAUGGAAUUCAUCUCAAAUUAAAACAGAACCAUUUGCACUAAAUACAGAUACCUGUAAUGUUAUGUGAUAUAUAAAUUAAUAAACUCAUCAACCAAGA
Pangasianodon hypophthalmus (striped catfish) is the source of this 7565-nucleotide messenger RNA. RefSeq names its product potassium voltage-gated channel subfamily D member 3. Gene Ontology annotation, molecular function: A-type (transient outward) potassium channel activity; protein binding. The coding region runs from base 433 to 2343 and encodes 636 amino acids. The record is from RefSeq and is a predicted model, not a curated record. The transcript is spliced from 7 exons. Gene Ontology annotation, cellular component: neuronal cell body; membrane; voltage-gated potassium channel complex. Gene Ontology annotation, biological process: potassium ion export across plasma membrane; protein homooligomerization. Lineage: Eukaryota; Metazoa; Chordata; Actinopteri; Siluriformes; Pangasiidae.